AUGAACGACUCUGUGCGGACAACGACAACGAUUUCAAGCACAAAAGCACUUGUUCUCCGCUUCCAACUGUCCGCCAUUCUCCACCUUCUCCUCCUCUUCACGCCCAUCGCCAUGCCGGCCCAACCACAGCAGCACAUGAGCCGUGCGGAGUCCCACGCGUUGCGACGCGGACUGCUCCGAAGGCUGGGACUCGAGAACGUGCCCGUCCAGACGGGUCCGAGCCUCGACAUUCCGCAGCACGUGUGGGAUAUCUAUGACGAUGAAAACGAUGUCGACUGGGUCAGACAUUACUAUCCGAAGGUAACUGAAUACCCGCCAACCUGUGAUCACUUUGCUACAUUUCAGGAGAUCAUUGAAAAUAACACUGGCUUUCUUUUGUCCUACAAUCUUUCGGUAGCAGCCAGGAACGCCCACAAUGAAGUUGUCAUCAAAGCUAUCUUAAAAGUGAGUUCUCUUUGCAAAGGAAGACACGUGAAUAGUGAUUGUUUCAGCUUCGGUUACGGCGAAAUAACAAAACGAGAAGCUCCGGCAACUGUUCUAUUUAUGUCUACGACGAUGAAAUGGUUAGAAUUCAUUCAUCUUGCCUACAGUAUUUCAGUUUCACCUUUUCAGAACGAUGAUCGGUUACUUUUGGAGUCCCGAUCCGUCGACAAUCUGACUGAUUGGAUCGAUGUCGACGUGUCCACUGCCUUUUCCAGGCGGAUAGACCGUAUCAGUUUCUUCGUCGAGCUGCCGGAGAAUGUGGAGAUGGAUGAGACGGAAAGCAGUAGUCUGAGCUCAUUACCGUACGCGCGGGCUCAGAGUGCUCCGCUCAUCGUGUUCAGCGAUCUGUCAGAGCCGUCCAGUGUGCGGCGGAAAAGGAGUGCACAACCAGGCAACAGCGAACGAAAAAGUCGAAAAAAGGUGAGCGAGAAAGAAUUGAAUUCGGAUUCGCAAGAGCACAGAUUCGUUUCCAGGGUAGAAAACAUCAUAAUUACGAGGUGGAGAGCAAUCUCUGUCGGAAAACAGAUCUCUACGUGGACUUUGAUGAGCUGGGAUGGCAAGAUUGGAUUAUGGCACCAAGUGGGUUCAUUUCGAAGACGGUGCGAUGCAUUAUUCCGAAUUUUCAGAAGGCUACGAUGCAUUUCAGUGCCAGGGCUCUUGCCCGAAUCCGAUGCCAGCUCAGUUGAACGCAUCAAACCACGCAAUUAUUCAAUCACUUUUACACUCUUUAAAACCAGAUAAGUGGGUUUCGAUUUUGAGUUGAGUUUCAAUUCAAGUGCCGUUCAGGUCCCACCACCUUGUUGCGUGCCGACCGAAACGAGCCCUCUUUCGAUACUCUACAUGGAUGUAGAUAAAGUGUAAGUUAGCCAAAGUUAUGUGUCGGAUCAUAUCACUUUUCAAUUUCAGAAUAGUGAUAAAAGAGUAUGCCGAUAUGCGGGUAGAAUCUUGCGGGUGUCGGUGA
Caenorhabditis sp. 36 PRJEB53466 is the source of this 1444-nucleotide messenger RNA. The record is from the annotation of a GenBank genome assembly. Lineage: Eukaryota; Metazoa; Nematoda; Chromadorea; Rhabditida; Rhabditidae.